Soboliphyme baturini is the source of this 444-nucleotide messenger RNA. The record is from the annotation of a GenBank genome assembly. NCBI's taxonomy places the organism in Eukaryota, Metazoa, Nematoda, Enoplea, Dioctophymatida, Soboliphymatidae.
AUGGAGGCGCCAGCGUGGUAUUUUAGCAAAGCGCUGUCUCAUCGUCAAAAAGUACUUCGUUUGUAUCGAAGAGCUAUAAAGACGGUGAACAGCUGGUUUCUUCCGGAAGUGCUCGAAACACGCUAUCAGAAAGUCAUACUACGAGCAAGAUUUGACUUGCACAAAAAUGAAGAAUCCGAACAGGCGAAGCGAACACUGGUGGAAGGCGUUAGAGAGCUAUGGGAGAAGCAGCACCCUUACCCGUUGAUCCAAUGCCACGAUCCGAUGGGCAGCGCCUACGGAAGAGAACCGGACAUCUCUGACAAGGUUCUGGACAUACAGUGGACGUAUCAAGAAAGAGACCAGUAUCCGUACUAUUUCGCCAGACGUGAGCAACGAAAGAAGGAAGUAAUUGAAGCCUGGGAAAAAAUAAAGCAGAGUUGGAAGCCUGUUCCGAGAGCCUGA